AGCGAAUCUAAUCGAACGCGCCUUAUUUUAAGUCAGUGUCAUCUGCACGCUUCACGCUACAAAAAUUCCGGAAGUUACCGUUGUGGAAUUUUCAGCAACUGGGUUCUGCACUGAAUCCAACCAUUUUUCGUGAUUGUUUUUUUUUCUGCAGCGGAGUUCUUUGUGAUCGGUGUCCACACAUUAACUUGUUAACUGUGUUUAUCACAAUGGAUGGUAUGUCCCAAGUGACCCAACAGAUGUCUUGCGGCUCUGUUCGGCCAGAGUUUCACAGAAUCGAGUUGAACAAAACACUUUGGGACGUUCUUAAAAAGUACACGAGCUUAGUUCCUGUUGGUUCGGGCGCAUAUGGACAAGUUGUCUCUGCUAUCAACUUACAGACAAAUGUAAAAUGUGCCAUUAAGAAAUUGGCACGUCCAUUCCAGUCAAAAAUUCAUGCAAAGAGGACAUACAGAGAGCUCAAGCUCCUAAAACAUAUGACCCAUGAAAAUAUAAUUGGCCUGUUAGACGUGUUCACACCCCAGACCUCCCUGGCAGACUUCGAUGAUGUCUACCUGGUCACUCACCUGAUGGGUGCUGACCUUAACAACAUAAUCAAGACACAGAAGCUUAGUGAUGAUCACGUCCAGUUCCUCGUCUAUCAGAUCCUGCGUGGACUCAAGUAUAUACAUUCAGCUGGGAUCAUUCAUAGGGAUCUCAAACCUAGCAAUAUUGCUGUCAAUGAAGACUGUGAGCUUAAAAUUUUGGAUUUUGGUCUGGCCCGUCACACAGAGUCCGAGAUGACCGGUUACGUUGCCACUCGCUGGUACAGGGCACCCGAAAUCGUCCUCAACUGGAUGCACUAUACCCAGACAGUGGAUAUCUGGUCAGUGGGCUGUAUUAUGGCUGAGAUGUUGACCGGUAGGGCGCUCUUCCCAGGAACAGAUCACAUAGACCAGCUUAGCCGCGUGUUGUCACUUACUGGUACCCCAGACGAAAACCUACUUAAAAAAAUUAGCAGUAGAGAGGCCAGGAACUACAUUUCGUCAAUGCCAAAGUGGAAGAAAAAGCCGUUAGAGGAAGUAUUUUUACGUGCUAACAAAAGAGCCCUGAAUCUGCUGGAUCAUAUGCUGAACCUGGAUUCUGACUGUAGAAUUACUGCAGAACAAGCUCUAGCCGACCCCUACCUCGCCCAGUAUGCUGACCCCUCCGAUGAACCUGUUGCAAAAGUACCUUACGACGACUCAUUUGAAAGUUUGGACCAUGAUAUACCGGAAUGGAGGGAACUUGUGUACGACGAAGUGACAAAUUUCCUUCCUCAUGAACACAUGUAAUAAGUGACAUACAUAUAUAGACACCUGACAACAUGUGUAUCCAUGGCAAUAGCACACAAAACUUGUACUGGAUAUAUGCAAUAAGGCUGACACCCUGAAACUUGUUCACAACACAGUGGUUGUACUUCAGGAUUGUCCGCCAGAUCAAAGGAUGAAGAUGCUGGUUUACAGGAAAGGUCAUGGACUGUCAAACAAAAAUGAAAAUUCAUACCUCAUCAAUUAUUGCAUUAUUUCUUUGAACAAAUAUGUUAGAAAGCAAAAUAAUUAUACUAGUAACUGCUAGUCAGGUAGAACAAUAUCAAUGUCAAAAUUGUUCUGUGAAUCAGUUUUUGCAUCUACAUGUCACACUUAAAAAGCAAAUUAUGUUUCUUGUCAACAGAAAAUAUUUUCAUUUGUUUACAUUGUGAAAUAUUCAAAAUUUCUAGAUUGAAGUUUUUGAACCCAUAUUCUGUGUUGACCACCUAAAUAGAUUAUACUGCAUGUGACAAAGCUGGUUAUGACCAAAGCCUUGAGUCAAUGAAGUGACCAUGUCCUUGUUCCGUGAGACAAAGUUAGUCAUCUUCAGGGUUUAUAAUUAUCAUAUAAAACUUGUCAUUUUCAUUUUAUUGAAGUGCUGUAUAAGUGUAAAUUAUUGAAAUGUAGAAAUGCUUGUGUGUGUUGAAUAAAUUACCACAAACACAUCCACACACGAAUGUGUAUAUAUAUCUUAUACAGAUUUUAGAUACUAAAUAUAUAUAGACUUUGAAAUCAUUGCCAACACGACAAAUUUCCAUACUGCGAUAGUUUAAAGCAUCAACGUGAACAUCUUCACAAGCGAGAAUUUUCAGUUUUACAGCCUUCUUUGACAUUUCAUUGUUGACAUCACUUUUGACAUAUCAUUUCUGUCUUGUCUUAUUCAUCACUACAACUUGUAUGCAUAAACCUGAUGACUUUUGUACAUAUUGUUAGGUACCAUAUCUACGUGAGGUACCAUAUCUACGUGAGGUACCAUAUCUACGAUUUGUUAUUAGAUCAAAUACAUCUAUAGAAUUCUUCUUUAAAGUUGAUUUUUUUUAAACAUUUUAUUAUUGUUUACAUCAGUGAAACGUUUUAUUAUUGUUUACAUCAGUGAAACAUUUUAUUAUUGUUUACAUCAGUGAAACGUUUUGUUAUUGUUUACAUCAGUGAAACAUUUUAUUUGAGUGAAGUUGAAUACCUUUUGUCUGGUGAUUUUUCAAACUUUGCUUCAUUCUCUUUACAAAAUUUGUGGUGAAACUGAGACCUAAAGAAGAUAUUUGCUAUAUUUUAAAUCAUGAAAAUUGUUGAGUCAAGAACAUUUUUUUUCAGUGGAGAUGAGAGUCACAAAUGAAGUAAUUCCCUGUUAACGAUUUAAUACCUAACAAUGUGGGUUGUUCUUCUGAAUUGUAAAGUGUACAGAUAUAAUAUAUGAUAUAGAUAGUUUUUUUGAGAAUUGAAAACUGAGUCUUUUUGUUUUGUGCAUGUUUAAGACUUCAUUUUGACUGAUUCAGAAUUUUACUACAAAAAUCUUGUUUAUGGGGUAUAAACACAGAGUAAGGGUUCUUUCCCUUCCUAUAUUUUGUCCUAUAAGUCUUAAACAUUUGUUUAUGGGGUAUAAACACAGUAAGGGUGCUUCCCCUUCCUAUAUUUUGUCCUAUAAGUCUUAAACAUUUGUUUAUGUCAAUGCUUUUGAAAAUAGCUGAAUCUGCAAAUAAUUUGCGAUUUGAUUGUUGUAAUAAAUUCUUUAUUCUAUUUCUUGUUGAAGUUUUGUAAAUUUAUAAUAUAAAAAGAUUGUUGUUUUUUUUAAAAAUGUACUUUAUACCUCUAAAGUUCCUGUUGUAGUUUUCUUCAAUAUUACUGGUAUGUUUCAACUAUCAGGUUUACCAGUCACCUAUAAGUUCUGAUGUCAGACAUAUUUAUUUGCAAUUAAAUGUUUUUUGUUUACUGUUAAAAAGUCAUUCAAAAUCAUGUCGCAAACAUCAGUUUGUAUAUAUUUAUUUUGUAGAAAUCAUGUCGAACUCCUGUGUUUACAGGUUUGGUAGAAUGUGUUGAAGAUUUCAGGUGUUUGUUGAAACAACCUAUGUAUGUAGUUAUUAGUGAUUAUGUCAUAUGGAAAAAUAUUCAAACAGAAUAAUGAAAAUAAAUCAGAUCAAUGAAAAAAUUCAUUUAACUUGAUGUGAUUUUCUAUACAAUAUCUUAACUGUUUUCCCAUUUCCCUUAGUAAACCAAGACUAUACAUGUAUAGUUUUGACCCUUUGAACAAGAUCGUCAGAUACCUCUCGAGCUCUCUGUGUACUGCAUCAUUUUCACUUUUGAGAAGGUUGUCAAAUAUUCUAGCAAUCAUUGAAUACCUAUAUACAUGUUUUCAGCCUUCUUUGGGCACUUCUAUGGAGACUUACACAAACGAACAGUCAAUUUUUAUCGAGAGCAUUUCACAUUUCUAAUGUGAAGUAAUGACAUAUUACGGCAUCAAAUGCAGAAUAUUAAUUAUCAGUUUUGAUUGUCAACAUUAAAACUGAUAUAUAAAUGUCUAUAAGAUGUAUAAGGUUUAUUUUGUGUACUUCAAGUAUUAUUGGUCUCCUGUGUAUUGAAUGAAAACAAGUGACUUGAAAUAUAUGAAAAUAAAUAAAUUGAUCAGAU
This is a messenger RNA of Mizuhopecten yessoensis (Yesso scallop), 3947 nucleotides long. Its product is annotated as mitogen-activated protein kinase 14-like. Gene Ontology annotation, molecular function: MAP kinase activity; ATP binding. Gene Ontology annotation, cellular component: cytoplasm; nucleus. The record is from RefSeq and is a predicted model, not a curated record. The transcript is spliced from 12 exons. Bases 207 to 1310 code for a protein of 367 amino acids. Gene Ontology annotation, biological process: protein phosphorylation; intracellular signal transduction. Lineage: Eukaryota; Metazoa; Mollusca; Bivalvia; Pectinida; Pectinidae.